Molecule: messenger RNA, 3020 nt
Organism: Heterocephalus glaber (naked mole-rat)
Lineage: Eukaryota; Metazoa; Chordata; Mammalia; Rodentia; Bathyergidae
Gene: Dusp10
Product: dual specificity phosphatase 10
Biological process (GO): negative regulation of JUN kinase activity; peptidyl-tyrosine dephosphorylation
Cellular component (GO): cytoplasm; cytosol
Molecular function (GO): MAP kinase tyrosine/serine/threonine phosphatase activity; MAP kinase tyrosine phosphatase activity; protein tyrosine/threonine phosphatase activity
Source: RefSeq, a predicted model, not a curated record
GGGGCGGCCAGGCUUUGCCACUCCUCCCAGUCGUCCAAGGCAGCCUCCUUGCAGAUUCCAGAGGUUCCUGGGACCCCGGGCGGCUGGGGCUACCUCCUGCUCUUCCGCGACCCCUCUGCUGGCCACAGCUGGGAGUCGCGCGAGAGAGGCGGUGUCGCCUGCCCAGGUGCCUCCACCCGGUCCAGCGUGGCUCUGACCUAGGUUCCGGCUCCUUUCCGCCCGCGGGGGCCAAUCCGAGGGAGAGGAGGGGCCGGGUGGAGGGGUCCAGGCGCUGGGGCUCCGACCCCCCCGCCCCCCGCGCAGCCUCCUCCGAGCAGCCUGGGGCGGGGCGGCUGCUCCUGUGGGGAGCACCCGGGCAGCCCGAGAGCCGCGACUUCUGCGGGCGCCCGCGGUUCCCUAGGGACCCGGACCGAGCGGGGCCGCGGUUCGCCUUGGAAAACCAGCCCUGCGCUUCGCAUCUUCUGCCUGGGUCCCGAGUGAGGGGGGCCCGUGGGGUUUCCGCGGUGGCCCGAGGUGGGCGGCGGAGGCUGCGCAGUGUCCCUGGGUGCGGAACUCCGCGGUUGCCAGGUAUCCGCGGGAUGCGGGUGUCCGCGGGUGCGGGAUCUCGGAGGCCCGGCUACAGAAGGGCACCGGCUUCACCUCGGGCGAGCGCAGCCCCGGGCUCGGGCCGGGAAGGGUUAACGGGCGGCCGGCCUGGCUUCCCGGGAAAUAGAGAGCAGCUGCCCGCCAGCCGGCCGGACUUCUCAAGGGUUUGAUUGGCUGCCAAUGACAUCACCGCCAGAGUCUCAGCAUCGAGGCCCCAGGCCCCGGCCGACAGACCCGCCCAAACGCCGCGCGGCCACGCCCCCAGACACGCCCCCGACCGCACAUUGGCUGCUGGUCUCGAUGAGGUGGCGGUCCGCCUUCUCUGGCUUCUGAUUGGCUUAACUCGCCGUCGGUUGGCGGCCGGCCCGCCCCCUCGGAAUCAUACAUUUACAGUGUAGCAAAAGAGAAAGUAACUAUGUUGCUGCUGGAGAUCAAUGAAACCCGGUGAAUGGGCUGCCCGCGCGAGUCCACAGCAGAGGCGCAGCGCCCGGCAGUGCAAGGCUGGUCGGUCGAGGAAGCUCCCGGGAGCAGACCGCAGGUGGACCUCUGUAAGGACCCCAGCUCCCUCCCGCAGGGCACGGCAGUGCGGCUGCUCCAGCCCGGACGCAGCCUGUGCAGGACAUUCGAGGGCAGGGAGGCCAGGCCAUCGGUCCUGUCCUCAGAGGCCAGACUCUUGAGUUCUUCUUGAAUUACCAGUGUUCAGCCUCUUCAUGCCUCCGUCUCCUCUAGAUGACAGGGUAGUAGUAGCACUGUCUAGGCCCGUCCGACCUCAAGAUCUCAGCCUUUGUUUAGACUCUAGCUACCUUGGCUCUGCCACCCCCGGCAGUAGCAGCCAUCCUUCUGUCAUUGCCACCACUGUUGUGUCCCUCAAGGCUGCGAAUCUGACAUAUAUGCCCUCAUCCAGCGGCUCUGCCCGCUCCCUGAAUUGUGGAUGCAGCAGUGCCAGUUGCUGCACUGUGGCAGCCUACGACAAGGACAGUCAGGCCCAGACCCAAGCCAUUGCUGCCGGCACUGCCGCCACUGCCAUCGGAACCUCUGCCGCCAGCCCUGCCAACCAGAUGGUCAACAACAAUGAGAACACAGGCUCUCUAGGUCCAUCGGGUGAAGUGGGCAGCCCUGUGACAGGGGUCCCCAAGCAGCUCACCAGCAUCAAAAUCAUCUACCCCAACGACUUGGCCAAGAGGAUGACCAAGGGCAGCAAGAGCCACCUGCCCAGCCAGAGCCCUGUCAUCAUCGACUGCAGGCCCUUCAUGGAGUACAACAAGAGCCACAUCCAAGGAGCUGUCCACAUCAACUGUGCCGACAAGAUCAGCCGGCGGAGGCUGCAGCAGGGCAAGAUCACUGUCCUGGACUUGAUUUCCUGCAGGGAAGGCAAGGACUCUUUCAAGAGGAUCUUUUCCAAAGAAAUCAUAGUUUACGAUGAGAACACCAAUGAGCCAAGCCGCGUGAUGCCCUCACAGCCUCUUCAUAUAGUCCUCGAGUCCCUGAAGAGAGAAGGCAAAGAUCCUCUGGUGCUGAAAGGGGGGCUCAGCAGCUUCAGGCAGAGCCAUGAGAACUUGUGCGACAACUCCCUGCAGCUGCAGCACUGUCGAGAGGCCUGCGGGGGGGCGGCGGCGCCCAGCCUGCUGCCUCGGCCCGGGCCCAGCACGCCGGACAUCGAGGGUGCAGAGCUCACGCCCGUCCUGCCCUUCCUCUUCCUGGGCAACCAGCAGGAUGCGCAGGACCUGGACACCAUGCAGCGGCUCAACAUUGGCUACGUGAUCAACGUCACCACGCACCUGCCGCUCUACCACUGCGAGAAGGGGCUGCUCAGCUACAAGCGCCUGCCGGCCACCGACAGCAGCAAGCAGAACCUGCGGCAGUACUUCGAGGAGGCCUUCGAGUUCAUCGAGGAGGCACACCAGUGUGGCAAGGGGCUCCUCAUUCACUGCCAGGCCGGCGUGUCACGGUCCGCCACCAUUGUCAUCGCCUACCUAAUGAAGCACACGUGGAUGACCAUGACGGAUGCGUACAAAUUCGUCAAAGGCAAACGACCAAUUAUUUCCCCAAACCUUAACUUCAUGGGGCAGUUGCUGGAGUUCGAGGAAGACCUCAACAAUGGUGUGACCCCACGGAUCCUGACGCCCAAGCUCAUGGGCGUGGAGACAGUCGUGUGACCACCGGCAUGGGGCAGGUGCUCCCGCCAGGGCCGGGGGAGGAUGGAUUCGGGUUUUGUCAGUUUUCUUUCUCUUUCUCUGUUUUAGUUGGGGUAUAGUUCAUGAAUGGAAGCAAAUUUGUUGAAAGACUUUUUAUUUUUAGCAAGUGUGAAAGACUGUAACUUUUGAGGCCAUUGAGAUUCACUUCCUGCAAAGUGACAAGCAGGAAGGUUAAAGAAGUCAUUUGUUAACCCAACGAUAAAAAUGUAAUAAAACUGGCUCUUCCCCUUUUCCUUUUAA